GACACCACUCCGGAUCUCACUCAUUUGAAACGGCUCUUUGCUUCUGACGUUCCGAAACUGUACAAAAGACGCGCGUUGUCCCGGACAGAGACACCUUGGCCGAGGUGAUCCCACAGAAGGCCACAAGAGCGGACCCGUUGGCAUCAGCGCGGUGGUGGUGCGUGCAACACCGCUGCAUCGCGCAACCUUUGGCCUGCUCGAUCGAGCACACGACACACACACACACGCCCAACCCUCUCGGUGCAACCAACCAACGCCCAUUACUCUUGAGCGCGACUGGGGAGACUAGUGGUAACCAUCGGGGGCUGCUCCAGUAGCGACAAGGGCUCGGGCCCUGCCGGGACCAAGAUCCGGGCGAGAACAUCAACAGUGACUCCGUGCCAAGUGGCUCCCGAUCCCGGGAAAUUUGACACGGCGCUCAGUUUACCUCAAGACAAGGAAGGAGAACUCCGCGCAACCGUCGAGCCCCCACAACAAAGCGCAUCCGUGGGCGACGACCCUUUGAUUCAACAUCACCCACCAGCGGAAGCGGCAACGGCAGCGGUAAGAGCGGCGGAAGCGCAAGCGCUCAACGUCGAUUCUUCUCCCGAGCAAAUCAAGCUCAGCACAGCGAGUAGCGAAGAUCCCCGAUCUGCUACCGUUGUUCCGAAAGAGGAGGUAAAGGCGUCGAGCCAGCAACCGGACGGCAACAUGGAGAAGUCGGGUGACGGAGACAAGAAAGCAUCCGAGAACUCCAGCGACCAAGGGAGUUGGGCAAAUCUCGUAGGAGUGCAGCUAGGAGUGCCGGAUGACACGGAGGUCAUUGAUUGGGCCGCGGCCGUCGAUCAGUGUUCGGGAGACGUUUCUUUCCUUGAGGAGCUGCUUGUGGACCUGUGGAACGAGUCAAACGCGCAUAUGGAGCAACUGAGGGAAUUCAUCCCUCGCGGUGCAAUGCGUGACACACAACAUGAAGCUCAUUCGAUCAAGGGUGCGGCCGCCAAUCUUAUGUGCCAUCGCUUGCGCCUUUCCGCAUUAUACCUGGAGAGGGCAGGCCAAGUUGGCACCAGGCUACAGGAAGGUUCAAGCGACUUUAACUCUGUGAAAGAGGACCUCAAGAAGGGCCAGCAAGUACUCGAGAGGGAGCUCAGUUUAUUUCAAGACCUGCUCAAGCAAAAGAAACUAGUCUGACUAAGGGUGAGGGACGGGGAAACUCGCCCGAUCGUCGAGGCCGUGCUUAGCGUCGCGAUACGCAGCCGACAUACUUUGGCUACGGUGGUUGGUUGCGGCGUCGCGACGUGCGCGUGUGCUCUCUGUUCAAGUUAAGGUUGCGGGUCAUGAAACGGGCCUCAGGCUCGGAAAAGUCGUGCAAUUUUCCACGGAACGGUGAAAAAAAAACCCGACAUUUUUUCGCGUUUUUCUAUUCGUGAUGCCAUCGCAAAAAGUACUUUCCCUUCCCUGAAUACACGCUUUGCUCGGCACACAACAGGUUGACUUGGUGCUCACAAUAGAGCAGCGGUAAAAACGCAAUGAGCAGCACCCGACACGGAGGACAACACACUUAGAACCAUCCCAUCCACCCGGCAUGCCGAUUUCAGUUUUCAGCAACAACAGGCGCAGGGCAGAUUGUCGCAACCUGGGUGUUGCUU
Ectocarpus sp. CCAP 1310/34 is the source of this 1625-nucleotide messenger RNA. The record is from the annotation of a GenBank genome assembly. Lineage: Eukaryota; Phaeophyceae; Ectocarpales; Ectocarpaceae.